UACUUCAUCUACGCUACAUUCGAUGAAGCUGAAACCAUAUGCGUCGCUAACGAUGGCCACCUAGCGUCAAUUCACAGUGCUGAGGAAAACGUCUUUGUUGCUGACCUCUCCAAAUCUGGCACGGAAUACAAAAAUGAUAAUGAACUCACAUGGAUUGGAUUGAGACAAGCCAAUUAUCCCCAGGAUACGAAAUGGACAUGGACAGACGGCACUCCUGUAAACUACACAGCUUGGGCUGCUGGGCAACCAGAUAACUACAAAGGAUUGGAACACUGUGCUCAAGUGAGCUGUCCAGCAGUCUUACGAUUCUCUUGGAAAUUGAUCUUUUACAGACCCACAGCGAUUAUAUAG
Cylicostephanus goldi is the source of this 351-nucleotide messenger RNA. The record is from the annotation of a GenBank genome assembly. Lineage: Eukaryota; Metazoa; Nematoda; Chromadorea; Rhabditida; Strongylidae.